AUGAACAUGGCAGGGAAAGAAUACAGCAAAGGUGAUUCAAGGUAUGCAGCAAGGGAUUCAUGUGUCGUUACUGUUGAAGGGAUUACUACCGUUGUAGAGGGUCCAGCCUGCCUCCUCGCUGUGUAUGCUAUUGCAACAAAAAAGUCGUAUAGGUACACACUUCAACUGGCCAUUUCUUUGGGGCAGCUCUAUGGAACUGCUUUAUAUUUCAUCACGUCAUACUUGGAAGGAGACAACUUUGCUGCAAGCAUGAUUUCCAAUCCUAGGAAAGGGAGGGAAACACACACUCAAUUUAAAGUUUGUAGAAUCAUUCUUUUGUGGGUUAUGACUGCUUUUUUUGUAAGGAUGACAUGGGAUUUUCGGGUUUUCUCAACUCUUAUAAGCAUUUUAUUUCUGUUGCUUGAGAGGGCAUCCUUUACCUACUCUUCUCAGAGUGAUGUUGAUUGCCUCAGAGCUAUAAAAGAUUCUUUGGAAGACCCUUUUAAUUACCUGAAAUCUUCUUGGAAUUUCAAUGACAAUACUGAAGGCUUCAUUUGUAAGUUUAAUGGGGUUGAAUGCUGGAAGCCAGACAUGAGCAGGGUCUUGAAUCUUAAGCUUGGGAAUAUGGGACUUAAGGGCGAGUUUCCUCUUGGUGUUGCAGGUUGUUCAUCCUUGACAGGCUUAGAUCUUUCUAAUAACACGAUUUAUGGAAAUAUUCCUAGGAAUAUCUCUAAGUUACUUGUAUAUGUGACAAGCCUUGAUCUCUCUUCCAACCAGUUAUCCGGAGAGAUCCCUGUGGAUCUUGCAAAUUGCACUUUUUUGAAUGUCCUUAAACUUGACAACAACCAGUUGUCUGGACAAAUCCCUGCUCAGAUUGGUCUACUCUCUCGAAUGAAGACAUUUAACGUGGCUAACAACCAAUUGACUGGCCAAGUUCCACAAUUUAUAAAUGCUUCUAUUGCGGCAGAGAGCUAUGAGAAUAAUGCAGGACUAUGUGGAAAUCCUUUGCCUCCUUGCCGAGAUUCUUCAAAGAAAACCAAAAUUGCAGUCAUUGUUGGGGCGACUUUUGCAGGCUCCGCUGUUGGAAUUGGCAUUUGGAUAGGAAUGUUCUUCUAUUUGCGUAAGGCGUCCAGAAAGAAGAAGGAAGAAGAUCCUAUGGGCAACAAAUGGGCAAAGAGUAUCAAGGAUGCCAAAGCCAUCAAGCUUUCGAUGUUCGAGAACUCAGUUUCUGAAAUUAAAUUGAGUGAUCUCAUGAAGGUGACUAAUGACUUCAGUAAAGAGAAUAUAAUUGGGUUAGGAAGAACUGGAACAAUGUACAAGGCAGUACUUGAAGAUGGCACAUGCCUCAUCGUGAAGAGAUUGCAGGGUACUCGAUACUCAAACAGCGAAUUUUCGUCUAAGAUGGCUACACUAGCAAAUGUAAAACACAACAACUUGGUUCCACUUCUAGGAUUCUGCACGACUAAGGAGGAGAGACUUUUAGUGUACAAGCACAUGUCCAACGGCAGCCUCCAUGAUAAACUACACUUGAAAGACGGGAACGAACCUAUGGAUUGGCUUUUAAGGCUCAAAAUUGCAAUUGGGACAGCGAAAGGAUUAAUGUGGCUACACCACAUCUGCAAUCCUCAUAUUAUCCACCGAAACAUAAGUUCCAACUGCAUCUUACUGGAUGUUGAUUGUGAACCCAAAAUAUUAUAUUCUGGACUUGCUAGUCUCAUGAAUUCCAUCGGAGCUCAUUUAGGUACUCGUGUAAAUGGUGAAUUUGGGAACGUGGGAUAUGUUGCUCCAGAAUAUUUUAGAACAUUGCUGGCCACUCCAAAAGGGGAUGUUUACAGUUUUGGGGUCGUGCUUCUUGAGUUAGUAACAGGUGAGAGACCGACCAAGGUGGCUAAAGACCCCGAAAGAUUUAAGGGUAAUAUAGUGGAUUGGAUUUUCCAGCUCUCUGGAACCUAUAAACUUCAGGAUGCAAUUGAUCAGUUCUUGGUAGGAAAAGGUUAUGAUGAUGAACUUUCCGAGUUUCUUAAUGUUGCCAGUAGUUGUGUGCUGACGGAUCCUAAAGAGAGGCCUACCAUGUUUGACGUUUACCAGUUUUUGAGAGCUAUUGGACGAAGGUAUAAUUUCCCAACAGAAGAUGACAUCUUCUUGCCAUCCGACCAUGGUGAUGCUGAUCAACUGGUCGAACUUAUCGUCUCUCAAGAUCCAUGGAGAUCUAUGGAAGGAUCGAUGUAG
Fraxinus pennsylvanica is the source of this 2208-nucleotide messenger RNA. Lineage: Eukaryota; Viridiplantae; Streptophyta; Magnoliopsida; Lamiales; Oleaceae. The record is from the annotation of a GenBank genome assembly.